Molecule: messenger RNA, 1989 nt
Organism: Euleptes europaea (tarantolino)
Lineage: Eukaryota; Metazoa; Chordata; Lepidosauria; Squamata; Sphaerodactylidae
Gene: CD180
Product: CD180 molecule
Exons: 3
Coding region: 1-1989 (662 amino acids)
Biological process (GO): B cell proliferation involved in immune response; cellular response to lipopolysaccharide; positive regulation of lipopolysaccharide-mediated signaling pathway
Cellular component (GO): extracellular matrix
Molecular function (GO): protein binding
Source: RefSeq, a predicted model, not a curated record
AUGGCCUGCGGCACAUACUGCUGGGUUCUGAUGGGGCUUUUAGGCCUUAGCUGCGAAGUAACCAAGGCAGUAGAUAAGAUGUGCAUUGAGAUUAUUGCCAACAGAAGCUACAGUUGUGAAGAUUUAGGACUGCGGCAGAUUCCAGAAUACCUGCCUUUCACUACAGAAGUCCUUGAUUUCAGCUUUAACUCCCUUUAUGUCCUUCAACCGUCAACUUUCAGCAAGCUAGAGGAUCUGAUAUCUUUAGACCUAACGAGGUGUCAGAUUAAUUGGAUCUAUGGAGGCGCCUUUCAAAGCAACUCUCACUUGGAGACUAUUGUGUUGACUGGAAAUCUUCUUCUGUUUCUGGCAGAUGAAGCAUUCACUGGACCCAAUUGUUUGAAACAUCUUGAUCUAACUCAAACAGGACUCACUAGUUUAGCGUUUAUCCCAAUGCAAGACCUUGGCAACUUAGAGACCCUGAUAGUGGGAAGCAACUACAUCCAAUCAUUAGAACUCCCACCAGACUUUCCCACUAGGAAUCUCAAGUACCUGGAUUUUCAGAUGAACAUCAUACAGGAAAUAUCGGCUAAAGAUAUAGCAGUACUAAAGAAAACUAGCAAUCUAACUCUCAUUCUUAAAGGGAAUAAUAUUGCACACAUUGAAGGAGGAGCUUUCAGUUCUAUGUUUUUCUACAGUUUGAACUUCGGUGGUUGCACUCAUCUUCCUGCCAUCUUGGAAGGAUUGCAAGGGGCCAAAACAGUUGUUCUUUGGCUUGGGAGCUUCGAUGACUGGGACCAUAGAAUAGACAUAAGCACUCCCAUGCUGCAAAACGUCUGCAACAUCUCUGCAAAUGAUCUCAAUCUGCAGUUUUACCAUUUUAGUCAGAUCUCAGCUGACACAUUUCAGUGUUUGACCAAACUCCAAAAGUUAGAUUUGACCCACACCUCUCUUGAUACGUUGCCUCCUGACAUUGUUGGGAUGAAUAUGCUGAAGCAAUUAAAUCUCAAUAUGAAUAAGUUCACGUACCUCUGUGACAUCCGUUCUGCUGCUUUCCCCAGCUUGACCCACCUCUUCAUUAGAGAUAAUUCUGAGAAACUGAAUUUGGGCUCUGGAUGCUUAGGAACAUUGUCAAAGCUUCAGCACCUGGACCUGAGCAACAGUCAGGUAGAAAGUUCAGACUGCUGUGCCCAGGAACUCCAUGGUUUGAGCAGCUUGCGGCACCUCAACCUGAGCCAUAACAGACGGCUUUUGUUGCACGGCAUAGCCUUUGAAGAGGGUGCUGAUCUGCUGACCCUUGAUCUCACUUCCACACAGGUCACCACUAAAGGGUCCCAAGGACCCUUCCGCAAUCUGCAUCUUCUGCAGUCCCUGAACCUUUCAUACUGUCAGAUUGGCCCAAGUAUUCAGCAUAUCUUGCAAGGUCUAGAGGGGCUCAUUGUUCUGAACCUGCAUGGGAAUAACUUUGAAUCCGGCACAAUGCUGAAUGACAAUGUCUUUCGGCAGACGCCCAAUUUAGAGGUAUUAAUUUUAUCUUCCUGUGAAUUGCCAGCUAUACAAACCAAAGCAUUUUAUGCCCUCAGGAAGUUAAAGCACAUGGACCUGAGCUACAAUAACCUUAUUGCAUUCAGUUCAGAUGCCUUUUCCAAUCUCAGGAGCAUUUAUCUCAAUUUUGCCAAUAAUAAGAUCCGCAUUAUCCCACGUGAUAUGUUGACUAGCCUAUCUGACAAGAGUGUAAUCAAUUUAAGUUACAACCCACUGGAAUGCACCUGUUCCAAUAUUGGAUUAACAACUUGGUACAAGCAAAACAUAGAUAAAAUUGAGGACUCUGAAAAGACUGUGUGCUCGGAGCCCAAAUCACUAGAUGGUGUUAAGCUCUCCUCUGUAAAUCUGUCCUGCAGACAUCUCACUGCACAAAUAAUAUUGAUUGCCUUCGUUGCAAUAACUGUAAUUGCAGCAUCCUUAAUUCUGAUCAUACGUUUUUUAAAAAGGAAGUACCAACAAAUUUGA